Messenger RNA from Aspergillus chevalieri, 1482 nucleotides. Its product is annotated as purine-cytosine permease family protein. Gene Ontology annotation, biological process: transmembrane transport. The record is from RefSeq and is a predicted model, not a curated record. Gene Ontology annotation, molecular function: transmembrane transporter activity. Bases 1 to 1482 code for a protein of 493 amino acids. Gene Ontology annotation, cellular component: plasma membrane. The transcript is spliced from 4 exons. NCBI's taxonomy places the organism in Eukaryota, Fungi, Ascomycota, Eurotiomycetes, Eurotiales, Aspergillaceae.
AUGGAGUUAGUCUUAACACACCCGGAGGCCCCUCAGAAGGGCGUACCCGCCUUGAACACAUCCGAAAAGAAGGAAGCAUCAUGGAUGCAGACACUUUCGAUCGAAACAGGGGGAAUCCAGCGGGUGACAGAUGAGGAGCGGCAAGUGAAUACGACCAAAUUUUGGAAUGCGUGCACUUUCUGGCUGAGUGCGAAUAUGGCCGUUGCGACACUCAACACCGGGGUACUCGGUGGCUCCAUGGGCCUGUCCUUCUGGGACAGCUUCAUUGUAAUCCUGAUCAUGAAUCUCUUCAGUGAUCUUCUUCCCGCCUGGACAGCAGCAUUCGGCUUAACGGGGCUGCGCAUGACCACUUUUUCACGAUACUCUUUCGGAUACUGGGGUAACCUCCUCGUCGUAGUCUUCUCCAUGAUUGCCACGACCGGUUGGAACGCCAUAAACAGCAUCUCCGGCGCCGCAGUGCUCGAUGCCGUCUCAGACGGAAAAUGCCCAACCUGGGCGGGCGUCAUCAUCAUCUGCAUGACCGUCUGGCUGGUCUGUAUCCUCGGUAUUACCUGGAUUCACUACCUGGACAGCGUGAUCUGGAUUCCACUGUUGAUCGUCUGGUGUGUUGCUGCAGGCACCGGUGCAAAGCACUUCACCGCAGCAGAGGUAAAGAAAUUCUCUACACACGAGGACCACGCAGCUGCCAUCCUGUCCUUCAUGGCAGUCAUCUUCUCCUUCUCCGUCUCGUGGGUCAACUGUGCUGCCGACUACAACGUGCGGAUGCCGGUGGAUACGCCGCGAUGGCAGAUUUUUGGCGCCACGUACGUGGGGAUAUUCGUGCCAUCAGUCCUCGUACAGAGCCUUGGAGCUGCGCUGUACACUGGCACCAUCACUGGGACUGGGUGGCAGCCAGCAUAUAACGAGGCUGGCGUGGGAGGGCUCUUGAAGAUGGCGUUGGAGCCCGCUGGCGGGUUCGGCAAGAUCCUGAUGGUCUUGGGGGCGCUGAGUGCUGUCCCGAACAACAUCCCAAACAACUACUCGUUCGCUCUCCACGCGCAGAACUUUGGACCCUGGGCGCUCCGCAUCCCCCGUAUCGUCCUCGUUACCUUCGGAUUUGUCGCCGCGGUUAUAGUCGGCUGCUGCGCUGCCGUCUACUUCCGUGACACGCUGCAGACCUUCCUGAGUGUCAUCGGCUACUGGACCGUUAUCCACAUCACUGUUGUGGCGAUGGAACAUGUUUUCUUCCGCCAUGGCUCGGUUGGCUAUGACCUGGAUGCUUGGGACGAUCCGAAGAAACUACCGUUUGGAUGGGCGGCUAUCGGGUCUUUCCUGGGAGGGUUCGUGGGUGCCGCGCUGGGGAUGAAGGUUGCGUGGUAUGUUGGACCAGUGGCAGCGUUGGUUGGGAGUGGUGCAAAUUUGGGACAUGAGUUGACGUUUGGGAUGUGUGCUGUGGUGUUUGGUAGCUUGAGAUGGUUGGAGAGGAGCUGGGGUGGGAGAUGA